Prosopis cineraria is the source of this 1277-nucleotide messenger RNA. RefSeq names its product tropinone reductase homolog At5g06060-like. Bases 158 to 949 code for a protein of 263 amino acids. The record is from RefSeq and is a predicted model, not a curated record. The transcript is spliced from 5 exons. Lineage: Eukaryota; Viridiplantae; Streptophyta; Magnoliopsida; Fabales; Fabaceae. Gene Ontology annotation, molecular function: oxidoreductase activity.
AAAAUUACAACGACAAUGCCACCAGCAGCGUUGCAUUAAACAAACGAAAAAAAGAGAGGAGAGGACGGAUCUGCUCAUCAAAAAAGAAGAAGAAGAAGAAGAAGAAGAGGACAGAUCAGAUCUAGGAUUAGUAAUAGCGGAUCAGGGCAACACUACCAUGGGCUCCAGAUGGUCUCUCCAGGACACGACGGCUCUUGUCACUGGUGGCACUCGUGGAAUCGGGCAUGCUGUGGUGGAGGAUUUGGCCCAGUUUGGGGCCACCGUCUACACCUGCUCUAGGACCGAAGCGGAUCUUAACAAACGCUUAAAGGAGUGGCAGGACAGGGGCUUUAAGAUUUAUGGGUCGGUAUGUGAUGUGUCUUCUCCAACCCAAAGGCAGCAGCUCAUUCAACAAGUCGCUUCGAAAUUCAACGGCAGCUUGAACAUUCUUGUAAACAAUGUUGGAGUGAAUGUGAGGAAGCCAACAAGCGAGUAUACUUCCGAAGAUUAUUCGAUGAUGAUGACUACCAACUUGGAAUCUGCAUACCAUCUGUGCCAACUCGCAUAUUCUUCCCUAAAAGCAUCUGGAAAUGGAAGCAUUGUGUUCAUUUCCUCUCUUGCGGGUCUGACAAGUCUAGGUACUGGAACCAUCUAUGCAGCUGCUAAAGCUGCAAUCAAUCAGCUUACCAAAAACCUUGCUUGUGAAUGGGCAAAAGACAAUAUAAGGAGCAACUGCGUUGCACCCUGGUGUACAAAAACACCACUUGUGGCACACUUGAUUGAAGACAAGAAGUUUGUGAAUGAAGUACUAAGCCGAACGCCUAUAAAGCGAAUGGCAGAAGCACAGGACGUGUCAUCCUUGGUGGUUUUCCUUUGCCUGCCUGCUGCCUCCUACAUCAAUGGACAGGUUAUUGCUGUUGACGGAGGGAUGACAGUCAAUUCUUUUCAAUUCAACAUGAAAUCAGCUUAAGCACUUUUUUCUUUUUUCUUUUUUUUGGGUGAACAGAAUUGCACUUUAUCCUCGUUUUUAAGAUAUAGAAAAAUCCCUCUAUUCUUCAAGGCAAGGUGGGGGGGGGGGUUGAGCGAGGUUAAUUUAUAUGCUAAAUCUUGACUUUCAUUUAUAUGUCCAAAGAACAUGAGAAUAAUUUAUUGCAUUGAAGAGGUCAAAUCGUGAUGAAGUUUUGGAGAGGCGUGGAAUGUAUUUUCCUCAUAUCUGCUUUUGUCCUUUGAUUGUAAGUUGCAUUAUAAUUCAUCGAGUGGUUGGUAGAAAGGAGGAAAGGGGAUGUUGGAGGAGGAAA